Neodiprion virginianus is the source of this 2183-nucleotide messenger RNA. RefSeq names its product carbohydrate sulfotransferase 5-like. The transcript is spliced from 7 exons. Gene Ontology annotation, molecular function: N-acetylglucosamine 6-O-sulfotransferase activity. The coding region runs from base 170 to 1411 and encodes 413 amino acids. Lineage: Eukaryota; Metazoa; Arthropoda; Insecta; Hymenoptera; Diprionidae. Gene Ontology annotation, biological process: sulfur compound metabolic process; N-acetylglucosamine metabolic process. The record is from RefSeq and is a predicted model, not a curated record.
GUACAGUCUGCCGCGUACGUUGUUUCGGAUCGAAUACGGAGAAGUACGCAUUAUUAACAAGUUCCGGUGUAUUAAGCAAAGGAAUCGGUGGAUUAGAAACACAAAUUACAGAAAUAGUUUACAGUUUGUCCCAUUCUCCGUGCAACGGCACGAAAAGCAGCAGACCGAAAUGUCGAAACGUGCAAGUUUCUACGGUCUGAUAGGCGUCGGUAUUUUUUUUACACUGUAUUCAACUUUUAAUGUGAAUUACGAAGGCCAUUCGGUGCGUAAAACAGAACCAACAGUUCCUAUUCCUCAGCAGUCAGAGCAGAAGUCCCCAAGAUGGGAGGACAAACCGCAGAUCACAACAGUGGAGAGAGGAAUCGAUCCGGUAUCGAAGACGAUAGAACAAAUCAUGAGUGAGCAGCCCGAAUUGAUCAGCAAUGCUAUGGAGGACUAUCAAUAUCCCAAUGGAAAAUAUAACAUAAGUGCGAGUAAGCUCGAGGAUUUGGUGAUGGAACAAAAUGGAAGGCCGGUCAGAAGUUUGAUCGUGACAACGUGGCGAAGCGGAAGCACAUUUUUGGGCGAUAUUCUCAACGCUCAUCCGGCAAAUUAUUAUCAUUAUGAGCCGCUGCUGGCUUUCGAUAUCGUUCAAGUUCGAGGUCCUCCCUUGGCUGCGAAGGCUUUGAAGUGGGUCAAGGAUCUACUCAACUGCGAAUAUCAAGAUUUGGAUGAAUACGUCAACUAUGGCAGAGGCCGUCCGUGGGCUUUCAUUCACAAUCCGUAUUUAUGGAAGCAGUGUGAAGCUCACAGAGACGUCUGUUAUAACCCCAAGUUCCACAGCUCAUUGUGCAGGCUGUUCCCAUUCCAAUCGAUGAAACUUGUACGACUAAGGUUACGAAUCGCACAGGAGCUUCUGGCGGAUGAAAAAUUAGCCGUACGAAUGGUGCUGUUGGUGAGAGAUCCUCGAGGGAUUCUUCAGUCGAGAAAACAUCGUGACUUUUGUCCACCAAGUCCUGAUUGUUCCGAUCCAGCUUUGACGUGCGCGGAUCUGGUCUCAGAUUACAAAGUUGCUGUUGAACUGCUGAAGAAAUACCCAACUAGAUUCAAAGUGAUACGAUACGAAGAUCUUUCCCUGGAUCCGUACAAGCACGCCGAAGAACUUUAUAAGUUUUACGGACUCUUUUUUCAUCCGAAAACGAGAGACUUUCUCGAUUCUCAUACCAAAGCCAGCAUGGGUGGAGUGUCGAGUACUUUUCGAGAUUCAGCAGCAGCUCCGUUUCAUUGGAGAACAGAAUUGGAAUUCGGAGAAGUAGAAGAAAUACAAGAAUCCUGCGCGACUGCAAUGAAAUGCUGGGGUUACGUUCCAGCAAUGAACGCUACUCAUCAGAAGGAAUUCAACCCUGUCACAAGCUACGUGCUAGAGUUAUAAUUAAAUUUUUUUUGUAUGAUUGCGAUUAGCAAAAAAGACUUUUUAAAAUGUCGACGCGGUUAAAUUUCUAUAAGACGGGGGUCGCGAGUGAAAAAAUAUUCCAAACGGCGAUAAACGCAUUCAAUCAUAUAAUGUACAGUUUUGUAACUUCUCAUCUUAUUGCAAUUCAGGCAACACGACAUCAUGAUAUUAAUAUAUGAACUCAAAAAUUCGUUCAACUUGUACAACUGUCUGUCGCAUCCAAAUUCAUCGACGUUACAGAUAUCUUAUUUUCGAGGGGUUCUCAAAGCAAAUAGAAUCAAUACUCACAGAUACAUGUACUUACCUUUUCGAAUUUCACAGAUAAUUGAAAGUUUCUCGUUCCGCGAUAAUCACAUACAUUGCAAGCCUGUUUCUUUACUCUUUGGCAAGAUUGGAAACUGCUCGAACGCUUUCAGGUAUUAAUUUAUUCGUGGUGUUUUCUAAGAUAAUGAAACCGCGUUUGGCCAAAAAACGCGUGAACUUCCCAUGUAAAAAAGAAUUAGAGCGAAAUUCUGUCGGUUCUAUGUUUUCGUCAAUUUCUAAAGAUUGAAUUUUCCAAAUUUGAAAAUUAUACUUCGGCUUUCCGUAUUGUGAAAUUUCUCGAAUUAUGUUUUGGGUCAUUUGAAACUCCAUAUUUUAAGACUUAUUGUUGAUCUAUUGUGCGGUCGUUCGAUAUUUUCAUCCCGAAUCCAUCUAAAUUAUCCAUCUGACAUAGUCAAUAAAAACGUGACGCAGACACCUGUUUCAAGAG